AUGGAGUCAUUGCUAGGGUUUAAGGAACCAACCAUAAAUGACGUUAUGGAACACAAAACCUACGGAUACAAAUUGGUCCCCUGGAUUAGCUGGGACGAGUGGGACUUCGUCAGGGAGUCUCUCUUCUCUUCUUCUCCACACUCCGUGGCCUCAGCUCUCCAAAGAAUAAUGGCCUGGCGGGGCAGAGGAUGUGUUCCCGUUGUGGUCGAAGUCACAGCUUCCCUCAUCGAAAUCCAGCAGAAAGAUCCUUUCUUUAGAGUUGACUUAAGUGAGGAUGGUCUGCAAUCAGAGGAGAUGCUGGUCAUGCUAUAUUCCAUGGCGAUAAUGAGGCUUGUAAAUGGUGUUGUGGAGAAGACACGCAAGAAGACAGAGGUUUCAAUUGCCGAGGCGGCUGAUGCAAUUGGUAUUCCUCGUAUGCUGAUUGAUAUUCGUCAUNUGUAA
Molecule: messenger RNA, 441 nt
Organism: Ilex paraguariensis (yerba mate)
Lineage: Eukaryota; Viridiplantae; Streptophyta; Magnoliopsida; Aquifoliales; Aquifoliaceae
Source: the annotation of a GenBank genome assembly